Molecule: messenger RNA, 2722 nt
Organism: Varanus komodoensis (Komodo dragon)
Lineage: Eukaryota; Metazoa; Chordata; Lepidosauria; Squamata; Varanidae
Gene: SPG7
Product: SPG7 matrix AAA peptidase subunit, paraplegin
Exons: 16
Coding region: 1-2364 (787 amino acids)
Biological process (GO): mitochondrial protein processing; protein-containing complex assembly
Cellular component (GO): membrane; m-AAA complex
Molecular function (GO): ATP hydrolysis activity; zinc ion binding; ATP-dependent peptidase activity
Source: RefSeq, a predicted model, not a curated record
AUGGAGAACUGGAGUUUCUCUCACUUAGAAGCAGUAGGUCUGGUCCGAGGGCUCCCUGUGCACAGUUCCCUGGGACCAUCGCUUGGGCUGAGCACUGCUGCUGUGUCUCCUCAGGGCCUGCUCUCGCAAGUGCUUCUCCCCAGGGGCCUGCUCUCGCAAGUGCUUCUCCCCAGGGGCCUGCUCUCGCAAGUGCUUUUCCAUGGCGGCAGGGAGUUUGCCUGGUCUGCGGCAAAGAGGCAGUCUGUCACCUCCCAGCUCUGGAAACUUCUGGGUGGCACGUACUAUUUUUCUACCUCUGGUUCUCAUCACAAAGGCAGUGACGGUGAGAGUUCCAAAGGGAAGACCCCCGAGGAAGAUGAAGACGAAAAGAGACGCCGGAAGAGAGAAUACCGGAUGCGUGAGGAGCUUUUCAGGCUCUCCAUCGUCCUCUUUAUCUUCUUCAUCCUCCUGUCCCUCGUGAACCCUCGCACGGCCAACAUCUCCUGGAGCGAGUUUGUGCACGAGAUGCUGGCCAGGGGGGAGGUGCAGCGAGUGGAGGUGAUGCCGGAGACCGACGUCGUGGAAGUCCACUUGCAUCCCGGAAGCGUCCAGUUUAGACACAGCAGGUACGCAAUGAAGGUAGCAAACAUCGACAAGUUUGAGGAGAAGCUGCGCGCCGUCGAGGACGAGCUGAACAUAGCCGUGGAGGACAGGAUCCCGGUCACCUACAGGCGCAUAGGCUUCUUCGAGAGCUCCGUGUCCACCCUGUUGGCGGCUGCCGUGCCGAUCGGCAUCCUGUGGUACUUCUUCCGCCUGGCCGGGACGGCGAGCAGGCAGGGUGGCGGGUUCAGCGCCUUCAACCAGCUGAAAAUGGCCCGUUUCACCAUAGUGGACGGCAAAUCUGGGAAAGGGAUCAGCUUCAAGGAUGUCGCCGGAAUGCAUGAGGCCAAAACGGAGGUCAGGGAGUUUGUGGAUUACCUGAAGAGCCCAGAGCACUACCUGCAGCUUGGUGCCAAAGUGCCCAAAGGCGCCCUCCUGCUCGGGCCGCCGGGCUGCGGCAAGACCCUGCUGGCCAAAGCGGUGGCUACCGAGGCACAGGUGCCAUUCCUGGCCAUCGCCGGCUCCGAGUUUGUGGAGGUGAUUGGAGGCCUCGGGGCCGCUCGUGUGAGGAGCCUCUUCAAGGAAGCCCGGGUCCGGGCCCCCUGCAUUGUCUACAUCGAUGAAAUAGAUGCCGUGGGGAAGAAGCGCUCCACCAACAUGUCUGGCUUCUCCAACAUGGAGGAAGAGCACACCUUAAACCAGCUGCUGGUGGAAAUGGACGGCAUGGGAACCACCGACCAUGUCAUAGUGUUGGCGUCCACCAACCGGGCCGACAUCUUGGACAACGCUCUCAUGAGGCCGGGGAGGCUUGACCGUCACAUAUUCAUCGACCUCCCCACGCUGCAGGAGAGGCGGGAGAUCUUCGAGCAGCACCUGAAGGGCCUGAAGCUGUCCCAGGCAGGCAACUUUUAUUCCCAGCGCCUGGCGGAGCUCACUCCAGGGUUCAGCGGCGCAGACAUCGCCAACAUCUGCAACGAGGCCGCGAUCCACGCUGCACGGGAGGGGCACAAGUCCAUCGAUACCUCCAACUUCGAGUAUGCGGUGGAGAGAGUCAUCGCAGGGACUGCCAAGAAGAGCACAAUCUUGUCGCAGGAGGAGAGGAGGGUGGUGGCCUUUCACGAGUCGGGCCACGCGCUGGUGGGCUGGCUGCUGGAGCACACGGAGGCCGUGAUGAAGGUCUCCAUAGCUCCUCGCACCAACGCAGCCCUGGGCUUUGCCCAGAUCCUGCCGAGGAACCAGCACCUCUUCACCACGGACCAGCUCUUUGAGCGCAUGUGCAUGGCCCUGGGGGGGAGAGUCUCUGAAGCCAUCUCCUUCAACAAAGUCACCACAGGGGCACAGGAUGACCUGAGGAAAGUCACCAAGAUCGCCUACUCCAUGGUGAAGCAGUAUGGGAUGGUGCCUGCUGUUGGCCCCCUCUCCUUCCCGGACCUGGAAAGUGGCCCAGGCAUCGGGCGGCGCCCGUUCAGCCACAGCCUCCAGCAAGUCAUGGACCACGAAGCAAAAAUGCUGGUGGCCCGAGCCUACAGGCACACCGAGAAGCUGCUUCUGGACAACCGGGAGAAGCUGAAGACGCUGGCUCAUGCCCUCCUGGAGAAGGAAGUCAUCAGCUAUGACGACAUUGAAGCCCUGAUAGGGCCUCCCCUGCAUGGGCCCAAGAAAAUGAUCGCUCCUCAGAGCUGGACGGAGGCUGAGAGGGACCGGCAGGACACGGGCCAGGACGAGCUGCCCCACGGCCGGCAGCAGCAGGAGGAGGAGGAGGAGGCCAGCCAGAGCCCAGUUUGAGGCCAGCUCGUGAGGCGGACUGCACCGGAGGCUCCUGCGGGGCCCGGCCUCAUCUGUGCCGGUCACCCUGCUGGAAUUCUGUGCCAGGCCACGAGUGGAGUCCAGCCUUCCUCGUUCCGAGGCUGAGCAAGAGCUGGCUGGGAAGCCUGGCCUUGUCACCAGCACCGUCUCAAAGGCUCCCUUGGGAAGGCGCCACACAUCUGACUCGGCUCCGGGGAAGAGGACUUUUGCAGUCACUCUGGGCAGAGCCGCACUCUGCCCCGCACGAGUCUUGCUGAUGGCCGACGUGCAAGAACCGCCGGUCGUCACAGCAGUGGCAGUAACAGGUCCCAAAUAUAUUCGUGUCUUUGGUGACAGA